Messenger RNA from Mytilus trossulus (common blue mussel), 654 nucleotides. Its product is annotated as eppin-like. Bases 86 to 637 code for a protein of 183 amino acids. The record is from RefSeq and is a predicted model, not a curated record. Gene Ontology annotation, molecular function: serine-type endopeptidase inhibitor activity. The transcript has 5 exons. Gene Ontology annotation, cellular component: extracellular region. NCBI's taxonomy places the organism in Eukaryota, Metazoa, Mollusca, Bivalvia, Mytilida, Mytilidae. Gene Ontology annotation, biological process: negative regulation of peptidase activity.
CAUUUUAUAUAUUGAUGAAAAAAAGUGACAACCUAUAUAAACCUAGCGAUAAAACACACAAGGUAAAGUUACUACACCUAUCAACAUGUUACAAUACUUUGUUUAUUUCAUUCUAAUGGUUGUUGUUCUACAAAUACACUAUAUAGAGGGUCGAUCUGAACCUAGGCCUGUCCAGGAUCCAUGUUAUCUUCCAAAAAAGACUGGGUUCUGUAGGGCAGCUUUUCCACGAUAUUUUUAUAACGCUGAUACAGGAGACUGUGAACGGUUUAUCUAUGGCGGAUGUCGUGGGAAUGGAAAUAAUUUCAAAACAAUUAGAGAAUGUAGAAGGACCUGCCUUAAGAAAGAUAUUAUAAUAGACCCGAUACGUCCUAUUAAGUGUGGACCAGUUUGUAUGAUAUUCUGUGAAAAUGGGAACGUUAUGGACAAACGUGGAUGUCCUACAUGCAAAUGUAGACCGUCACCAUCUGACAUAGGGAGAUGUCCAAGAAAUUCGAGGUCAAACAUAACAUGUCCUAAAAUAAAGAAUCCAGAAUGUAACAGGGACCGUGACUGUCCAAGAAGAGGACUGUGCUGUAACUUUGGUUGUAGUAAACGGUGUAUCAAUUCUGGUUAUAAACCACCAAUCAAGCUUCAUUAAAACAUUUUUAAAACAUC